AUGGGCUGCAAUGUGUCCCGUGCUGUGGCCCCCGGACCAAAUGGGGACACACGAGGCGAGGGGUCAUCCUUGCUGGCGGAGGUCGACAAUAGAAGCCAGCUGCUGUCACGGAGAGCUACACUGCUUGCUGCUCUGGGUCGGGCAGAGGUUUUUGCUGUGGAGUACGACGCUCUUCGUGACGAAUCGCAGGUACCUUUGAGGUUGGAGUACUUGAACGGAAUUUGGAAUAAUUUGGAGACCGUUCAAGCGGAACUGGAGGACAACGAAACCAACGAAGAUGGUAAGGUCGAGCAUGCUGCUGUGCGUGCUGAUUUCGAGCCCCGGCUCUUUAAAAUAAAAGCAUGUCUUAUUUCAAAAUUGUCUCCUCUUCCUAACGAUCGGAGCCCUCAACCCUCUCGUGUAUCCUCCACUCUCUCUGGCAUCAAGCUGCCAACAAUUUCGUUGCCUGAGUUCGAUGGUGAUUACAUGCAAUGGCUUGCAUUCCACGAUACUUUCUUGGCAUUGAUUCAUUCAAACUCUGAGGUCCCGGAUAUUCAGAAAUUCCACUAUUUGAGGGCAGCUGUCAAGGGGGAAGCUGCUCAGUUGAUUGAAUCGAUCGGUAUCAGCUCUGCGAACUAUUCUUUAGCAUGGCAAACUUUAGAAAGCAGGUAUUCCAACGAUUAUUUGCUGAAGAAGCGUCACUUGCAGGCACUGUUGGACAUUCCGAGGAUGAAGAAGGAGUCUGCUGCUGCGCUUCACGGGUUGGUGGACGAAUUUGAACGUCACACCAAGAUUCUUCGACAACUGGGAGAACCAACCGACGCCUGGAGUACCAUUUUGGAGCAUCUGCUAUGCACGCGUCUACACGAUGACUCUUUGAAGGCAUGGGAAGACCAUGCAUCUACCGUCGACAAUCCGGAUUACACUUGUCUCAUAGAUUUUUUGCAACGAAGAACUCGAGUACUGGAAUCGAUCUCAGUCAACCAUCAAACUGCUGAUUCGCAUUCCGCUUCUGGUCCACCAGCUCAUUCGUCGAAGAGAACAUUCCAUUCACAGCUUCGUCUCUCUUCUUGUGCCUCCACAGCGAGUUCACCAGUAACACAUGUUGGUGAGAAAUGUGUCCUCUGUAACCAGUCCCAUUUACUGAUGAGAUGUCAGCGUUUUAACCGACUUUCGCCAAGUGAACGUCAGCAGUUUGUGAAAUCAAAACGUCUGUGUGACAACUGUAUGAAAGGUGAUCACAUUGCCCGCAAUUGUCCAUCCAAUUUCAACUGCCGUAAGUGCAGCCGUCGUCAUCACACUCUUCUCCACUCUGAACAGCCCGACGGUUCCAGUCGAUUCAACAAUGAGGGUACAUAUACCGCUCCAGCUACAACCGCUUCGACUUCUUCGCAGCCCAGUGGGUCUUCUGCAGCACAACCGUCUACGCAAUCAACAGUUGCUGCUACUGAGAGCAUCCCGCAAACUGAAGUCAGUGCCACUGUCCAGCAGUACCGUGAGAACGUGUUCCUUCUCACCGUGAUCGUUAAGGUGAUCGAUGCGUACGGUGAAGAGCAUCUAGCGCACGCGCUUCUCGACAGCGCAUCGCAACCGAACCUCAUCACAGAUCGUAUGGCUCAUAUUCUACGCCUUCGAAGGCAGAAUGUGAACGUCACAGUACAAGGGGCCGGCAAACUUUCAAAGCCAGUACGUGAAUCCGUUUUCGCUCAUGUUUUUUCUAGAAAGGGUGAUUUUUCGUGCAGCGUCGACUUUCUUGUGAUGGACAAAGUAACGGCGAACCUUCCAUCGCAAACCAUAUCAACAAAAGAAUGGCACAUUCCGAAGGACUUAUUUCUUGCAGAUCCGUCUUUCAACGAGAGUCAGCCAAUCGACAUGGUGCUAGGUGCCAAACAUUUCUACUCGUUCUUCCCGAGUGCUGCACGCCUGCAGCUGGGCCGAAACCUUCCUCUACUGGUGGACAGUGUCUUCGGCUGGAUUGUUGCUGGGUCGACAAACCAAAAUUCCCCUAUACAAGUGACGUCACCCACCUCUAUGGUUGUUUCGAUGAUUUCUUUGGAGGACAGUCUAGUGCGUUUCUGGAAAACUGAAGAGCUGACUACCAAGGACAACUACUCUGUUGAAGAAAGGCACUGUGAAUCGUUGUAUCAAUCAACCGUAUCCCGUGAUCCUACAGGACGAUACAUCGUUCGGUAUCCCCGUAAACCAGACUUUAACGUUAUGCUAGGAGAGUCGAAGAGCACUGCACAACGCCGUUUCGGACUACUUGAAAGGCGUUUGGAACGAGACCCAAACCUAAAAGAUGAAUACCAUUUGUUUAUGCGAGAGUACCUCUCCCUCGGCCAUAUGCGGCUGGUCGAAGCGGACGACGAACACCACUCUCAAGCCUACUAUCUGCCCCACCACCCCGUAAUUAAGGAAGCAAGUACGACGACCAAGGUUCGGGUCGUAUUUGACGGCUCGGCCAAAACUUCUGCCGGCUUCUCUCUAAAUGAAGCUCUUUGCGUGGGUCCUGUGGUACAAGACGAUCUUUUGACCAUCAUCUUGCGGUUUCGUACCUUUCCGAUCGCCCUGGUCGGUGACAUAGCCAAAAUGUACCGACAGGUACUUGUUCACCCCAACGAUUCUCCUUUGCAGCGCAUCCUUUGGCGAUUUUCAGACCAAUCUCCAGUCCAGACAUACGAACUGCUCACUGUUACGUAUGGUCUCGGUCCAUCUUCUUACCUGGCAACACGAACUCUCCAGCAACUGGCAGAAGAUGAAGGUCGAACAUUCACUGCAGCUGGCCCAGCACUUAGAAAGGGUUUCUACGUGGACGAUUUUAUUGGUGGAGCUCAAACCGUGGAAGAAGCAAUCCGUCUUCGCAUAGAGCUCGCUGAACUAUUGGAAAAAGGAGGAUUCGCACUACGUAAAUGGACCUCUAACCGGCUCGAAGUUCUGCAAGGUCUCACCGAUGAUCAGAUUGGCAUGCAAUCCGCUUUGCACUUUUGUCCAAAUGAAACCAUUAAGGCAUUGGGAAUUAGUUGGGAGCCCGAAGCUGAUUUCCUUCGUUUCGACUCACAGAUUCGACACAGCGAUGAACACCCGACAAAGCGAACGAUUCUCUCCGACAUAGCACGACUAUUCGACCCUCUUGGAUUAAUCGCCCCUGUCGUCGUCCGAGCGAAAAUUUUGAUGCAGGAACUGUGGCUUCUAUCCUGCGGCUGGGAUGAUCCUGUACCAGAACCCAUCAAGUCUAAAUGGGAAAGCUACCAUCGAGAACUGGCAAAGAUUUCGGAGCACCGUGUAGACAGGUAUGCCUUAUUACCCGGCUCAUCUAUUCAACUGCACACCUUUGCAGAUGCUUCCCAAUCCGCAUACGGUGCAUGCACGUACGCUCGCUGUGAAGAUGGACGAGGAAGAGUGAGGAUCCAGCUUUUGGCUUCAAAGUCACGCGUCGCCCCACUGAAGCGAAUCAGCAUCGCUCGAUUGGAACUGUGUGCUGCCGUGCUAGCUGCUCAUCUGCACACCCACAUCAAAAAGGCCAUCGACGUCAACAUAAUAGCAUCCUAUUUCUGGUCCGACUCAGCUGUCACUCUACAGUGGCUACGAUCUCCACCAAACGUAUGGCCCACGUUCGUUGCCAACAGAGUGUCAGAAAUCCAGCAGUAUACACACGGAUGCCAAUGGAAACACGUUCCUGGAGGAGAAAAUCCAGCUGACCUGGUUUCGCGCGGUAUGUCUGUCGAAGAUUUCCUCAAAAGCUAUUUGUGGAUUAACGGUCCUAGUUGGUUAACACGUUCACUGCAAAAUUGGCCCAAUUCGAUACCCCCAGGUGUCCCAAAAGAAGAACUGGAAAUAAAAACAACUGUCGUUGUCGCUCAAGUAACACCUACAGUGCACCCCUGGUUUCUACGAUGGUCAUCAUACAAUCGCCUUCUUCGUAUCAUUGCAUACUGUAUGAAAUUCGUCACCAAUACCCGAGCAAAAGUGCGCACGCAGCCCCCACCGACUCCCAUCGACCGAUCACUUACCGUCGAAGAACUAUCAAAUUCAAAAACGCUUCUUAUUCGUUUGGCUCAACACGACGAUUUUGCUGCAGAAAUAAAACAAUUGGAGGAAGGCAAUUCAGUUUCGAAGCGUUCCCCCCUUCACUUGAUGAGCCCAUUUAUAGACCCAGAGAGAGUGUUGAGAGUGGGAGGUCGUUUGAAUCUGUCGCAAUUACCCUACCAAGAAAAGCACCCCGCUUUAAUUCCUACCAAUCAUCCGCUAACUCGCCUCAUCGUCGAACAUUUUCACCGGAAACUAUUCCACGGCGGCGGGCGUCUACUGCUGACAGCGAUUCGAGAGGAAUUCUGGCCCCCGAGAGGCCGCAAGCUAAUACGCAGCGUCGUCAGAAAUUGUUUUCGUUGCACACGCCUCAACCCGGUACCUGCCCAGCAGCAAAUUGGUCAAUUGCCAGCCCCAAGAGUAAUACCCAGUCGUCCAUUCAGUGUCACAGGUGUGGAUUAUGCGGGUCCAUUGUACCUUCGACCAAUUCACAAACGUGCCGCACCUGCUAAAGCCUACCUGUGCCUCUUCGUGUGCUUCGCGACCAAAGCAGUCCACCUAGAAUUGGUUAGCGAUUUGUCCACCCAAGGCUUCUUAUGUUCGUUGCGAAGAUUUAUUGCCCGGCGUGGCCGGCCCGCGCACAUUCAUUCAGAUAACGGGAAGAAUUUUGAAGGGGCCAAGAAUGAACUAUCUGCACUGUUUACCAUGCUUCAAAAUCGUUCCCAGCAGGAAGAAAUAUCUUCUGCCUAUACCGCAGAAGGAAUUACCUGGCACUUGAUACCCCCUAAAGCCCCCCACUUUGGCGGUUUGUGGGAGGCGGCCGUAAAGGUAGCGAAAAAACACUUGUUCCGACAGCUGGGUUCAAGUCGACUUUCGUUCGAGGAAAUGUGCACGAUUCUUACCCAAAUCGAAGCAAUUAUGAACUCGCGACCGUUGCUUCCAAUGACAGAAGACCCUAAUGAUUUAGCCGCUUUGACACCUGCCCACUUCCUCAUCGGAUCAUCGAUGCAUGCCCUGCCCGACCCAGACCUACGGAACAUACCUGCGAACCGACUCGACCACUACCAAAAGCUGCAGAUGCAUUUGCAGCAAUUUUGGAUCCAUUGGCGAAAAGAGUACCUGCAGGAGCUACAAAAAGACACGAGACGAUGGAUACGGAACGACGAAAUUAUCCCUGACAAACUAGUCAUCAUCGUUGACGAUCUGCAACCACCAAUUCGUUGGCCACUCGCUCGCAUCGAAUCAGUCCUGCCAGGAAAGGAUCAACUUACGCGAGUUGUAUCACUUCGUACUGACCGCGGUAUCAUCACUCGACCGAUUACAAAAAUCUGUCUGUUACCGUGCACAACGACAGCCCCAGAAGCAGAAGGAUGUUUAACGAUGGUCAACAACCCACAACCGGCCCAACGGAGUCCGGAUACACCACUAGAAUAA
Topomyia yanbarensis is the source of this 5439-nucleotide messenger RNA. RefSeq lists its product as uncharacterized. The record is from RefSeq and is a predicted model, not a curated record. NCBI's taxonomy places the organism in Eukaryota, Metazoa, Arthropoda, Insecta, Diptera, Culicidae. Gene Ontology annotation, molecular function: nucleic acid binding. The coding region runs from base 1 to 5439 and encodes 1812 amino acids. The transcript is spliced from 2 exons. Gene Ontology annotation, biological process: DNA integration.